This is a messenger RNA of Schistosoma margrebowiei, 6939 nucleotides long. NCBI's taxonomy places the organism in Eukaryota, Metazoa, Platyhelminthes, Trematoda, Strigeidida, Schistosomatidae. The record is from the annotation of a GenBank genome assembly.
AUUGAAGGAAUUUUUGGGCUAGCUGUUGGUGCGCUUCUCUUGAUAUUAGUGUUACUACUGUGUUCCUAAAGUUCCUUUAUCUUUACUUGGACAUGCCCAUCCACAGACAUAUCAAAAAUGUCGUUCACAAUUAUACAGAUGCUGAAAGAAAGGUUCGGGAAGCUACAUCAAACGAUCCAUGGGGUCCUAGCAGCACUUUAAUGGCCGAAAUAGCUGACAAGACUCAUAAUGUUAUGGCAUUCACGGAAAUAAUGCAAAUGAUUUGGAGAAGACUCAAUGAUAAAAGUAAAAACUGGCGCCAUGUUUAUAAGGCUCUUGUUCUUUUGGAAUACUUGUCAAAGACUGGUAGUGAUAAGGUCGCUACUCAGUGCCGAGAAAAUAUCCACUCAAUAGAAACUUUGCGAGACUUUGAGUGUGUUGAAGAUGGGAAAGAUCGUGGUAAGAAUGUCCGUGAGAAAGCUCGUCAUUUGAGUACGCUUCUUAGAGAUGAGGAACGUUUGCACGAAGAACGUACAAAGGCUCUGCUAGCACGUGACCGUUUGAUGCAUGGGGGUUUGGGAACUACGGCUUCCGCUGGAGAUUCACCGGUUAAAUAUGGUGUCCCACCAUCUGGUCGUGGUAGCUAUCCUAUUGGAUAUUCUGGCUCCAACUAUUUUGAAAAAGGAACAUUGCCUUCAAAAUCUGUUUCUCAUGCUGCAACUGAAUUAGAUUCCGUUAGACCUCAAUCUGCUGGAGAAGAACAAUUACAUCUUCAACUUGCUCUGGCUAUCAGUAAAGAGGAACAUGAUCGAGAAGAACGGCGGAGACGAGCUGAAGAAGCUAAAGAAGAAGCCAAGGUACAAAUGGUAAUAGAGCAGAGUCGUCGAGAAGAACAGAAGGAUAAAUCAGGUAAACAUCCAGUUUCCAAUAUUCCUUCUGGAUCUAGUAGUGCCUUUGAACCACCAAGUUGUGCUCCUAGUGGUGGAUUAUUCAAUUUAGUUGAUACUUCUUUGUCAGUUGCACCAGCUCAUUUACCGGAUCCAUGGUCUGCUCCUUUAGUAGUUCCGAGCAGUUCGUUAAAUAAUAAUAAUACAUCAUCACCUUCUCCAUCCACAUCAUUUAAUAAUACCAAUAUACCACAGUCAACAUUUCCACUUAUCCCUAUUGAUGAUCCUUGGAGCCCGAAAAAUCAGCCAAAUAUUUCAACACAUUCUACAACAAGUAAUUCCGAUGAAAUGUGGAAUUUGGAAUCAACCUUAGGUGCUACAUUACCGUCCACUUCUAAUAUAAACACCGAGUCAGUUAUUUCUAACCAUCAUCAUCAUGCCAAUAGUGGUAGUAAUCUAAAUAAUAACAAUGGGCAUUUUGAUUUUGAUUUGAAUGGAACUUCAAAUAAUAUGAAUGAUCAAUUUCCGCAACAGCUUCAACAGCAGUCCACUUUUCAAAGUGCACAAACAUCUUUAACUAUAGAACAACAACAGCAAGAACAACAGACUGUACGUAAACGAACUCCUGCUGACUUUUUAGGUGAACAUCAGAAAUUAGUUGACUUGGAGAAGUUGAUUGAAAAAAAUCCAGCAUCAAAUAAUCCAUGAUGUGGAAUUCGCUCCGACGAAGCUCACAGUACAUGUUCAAGCCACCAAAUUUGGUGUUUCAAGAUGGCGACACUGAUUGAAUUAUCGUCAAUGCUCCCGAACAUACGCAUGAACAAAGAUUAAUAUGACAGAUUGAAUUGAUAUAUUCAACUACCCUUAGUUCAUAUUAUCUAUCCUACCGGUGGUCAUUUAAAUUGAUAAUACGAUACUUAUUAAAAGUAUAUUGCAGUAGACGUGAUAAUUUAAUUAGUGUACGUUCGGAAAAUGCAUAAAAUAUGUAACAGGGUCAUGCAUCAAAUCACUUGUCAAUCAAAAUUGCUAGUAGGUUUCUUGAAAAUGUAAUGCAGAAAUAACUUUUUAAUAAUAACGUCUUUGAUGAAUAUCUUUCACCUUGUUGUAACAAAGAGUUUUGCGUUAUAAAUACUAUGAAUACUAUCACUCUCUACUAGCCACGUCAUGGUAACAAGGUGCGACUUGACUCCAUUUAUUCAAGGGCUUCGACGUGUAGAAAUUGAUGUAGAUUACAUCGAAGUGAGCAGUGUUUUUAGUGUUCAUACUAUCUUCUAACGUCUCUGUAGUAUGAACAAAUUGUUUUUGAACACAAAUAGGGUUUCCGUAUAGCCAAGCCUUCAGUAAACCUUAGUAUACACUCUUGAAGGAUUUUUUACAACACUACAAAUGCGGACUUGAUACAAACCUUAUGACCAGUCUCAACCAAAUGUUUCGCAAUGGAGGAGGAUGUCUAUAUUGUGUCCUUAUUUGACCAUUGGAAUUCAGUUGUUUCUGUAGCUAUUCGGAUAUGUGUUCCAUCACGAUUGCUCCUCCCUACGUACGUGUUUCCGCACAUACAUGUAAAUUGAUAGACAGAAUGGGAUGUGCCACAAUCACUUACGUUCUGUUUGUGUUUUUGGCGAACCAUUGACCUUUUCUUUUCAAUAAUUACAAGUUGGGCCGCAUAAAAUGUCCUGUUGAUGGCUAAUUUAAGUCUCCGUUUCAAUAUGAAACUAAUUGAGUCACCUCUAAACGGUAACAUAAUGUAAAUCCGCUUUUUGGGUGCCGGAAGUGUCAUAAGUCUAAUCGUAUUGGAACCCAUCGAUUUAUAAACUUCAACGAAUAACCUUUAUUCAUUAAUGUUUCAGUCAAGAGCUUCGUCUCUACUUCAGUAGUAUCGCUAGUGCAAAUAUGAUUAAUUCUAUUGAAUAAGCCGUUUAUUAAUCCACGAUUUUAAUCAAUUGGGCAGUGACUAUGGAAAUUAAGAUGUCGUCCUGUCCAUGUCGGCUUUUUAUACACAGGACGUUUAACGGAACCAGUGUGUUUAGAAAAGAAUCCAUAUUAGCGCUUGCCUCGUAAUGCAGUUUGAUGGUUUUCUCAAUGUGUGUCCUAUCCACGACAUGGACGUCCCAUGAUAUCUUCAUAUCCGGUGUUGUCCAUUUCAACUUCAGCGUUUAGGUCUCCUAUCAGGAUGGUGAAAUCCUUUCUUGGGCAUUACGCUAUGAUCGAUUGCAGCCUCGAGUAGAACUGAUCUUUAUCGUCGCCGUUGCUAUCAUUGGUGGGUGCAUAACAUUGGAUAACAUUCAUUGUGAUUCCCUCCUUCUUUGUUUCGAAGGAUGCUUUGAUGAUCCCAGAUCCGUGAGAUUCCCAUCCUAUAAGUGCAUUUCGUGCUUCUUUGAACAGCAUCAGGGCAACUCCCUGAGUGUGCAAAGCACUCUCCUCUUUGUGACCAAAGUACAACAGCAUUUCUCCCGUAUCUAACCCUUUCUGUUCAGCUUGGGUCCAAUGGGUUUCGCUGAUUCCGAGCACCGUCAAGUCGUAUCUCCUCAUUUUCGUUGUUAUUUGACUGGUUCUCCCAGUCUCCCACAUUAUCCGGACAUUCCAUGUUCCUAUGAAAAUUGUUGCUCUGGUUGUUAGAAGGGGCAUCGGCCUCGUGGCUUCCGAAGAAUCUCGGUUUUCAUCAUGAGGCGUCAUGAUUCUUCAUUCAACUCCCAGGGUAGUGCUUAAAUUAUUUAUUCCUCUCAGCGUUUUUUAACAAGGUUUUUUUCUACGGGACGGGGUUGCUAACCAUCUACCCAACCCUCCUCCUUUUCCCGGACUUGGGACCGGCAGUAGCGCUAGAAGAGCUACAGGCGGAGUCCAUGGCGUGCAAUUGAUUAAUACACGCUGGAUAUCUUUGACCUUGAUGUGGAUCGAUAAACUGGUAGAUAUUCAGUGACCUGACUGCCAGGUGAAUCAGGUAGCGCUCAGAGACAUUUCACUAGCCCUACAACUCCGUAUCAUCCAUCAAUUUCGUAAUUAUCCUGAGUAUUGGAUCAACACUGAAGUAGUGUUUCAAAUAGCAGAUUGAUAGUAAAUUUGGUUAGUGGGAGUGAUAAAGUUCCAAUCUUUAGAUUUCCACAUAAACUACAUCCCAUUUUUGAUUUACUAUAAAUUCAUCUCUCUAAUAAUGCUAUUAUUCCACCAUAUGGUUCAGUAAUUUACCAUAUAAAAUGUUUUAACAAGCGAUUCGACUAUGAAAACUAAAGUCUGUGAGUGGAGUAACGCUAUUUCUUAUUUAUGACGAUUUCUAUGAAUACCAUGAUAGCACUUAAAGUGCACUAACAUCAAGUGGUGACCUGUAACGUACGCCCUUUCUCCAGAAUCAACUAAUCUUUAUUUGCACCAGUCUGCUGUCCUCAUUCCAUGGAGUAGGAAUUACGGAGAUUUGUUUUUUCAAUAAUAAAAUCAACGUUGUUUUCUACGUGGUGGCGUACUUGUCCCAUGCCCAACCCUUCUCCUUUACUCAUGCUUGGGACCUGUAAUUGCUACAGGCAGAGUUAUUUGUUUUAGACUGAAAAAUUAUAACUCAGAUAAAGUGCCUCCUUUUGAUGAUCGGAGAAUAGAAUGGAGGGUAAAUGAGUGACAUUUAUCAGGAUUGAUUGGUAAAGAAGUGUGAUGAAUAUUAUUAUUUCAGCAAGAUUUUUCCAGCUUCUCAUCCCUUGUUUCGUUUUCAUAAUGUCGGUUUUUCAAAAACUAAUUUGAUAUGGCAAACUAUAGAUAUUUCUGUUAAUUCAGGUAAUCUUUGAGUUUGCAGUCCAAAUAAAUUGACCAACUUAUCAUUUAGGAUUUCGUCUGUUGAAUAAGAUUUGGAAUAUUAAGUUGUAACUUACUUGAAAGAAGAAUCUUACGUAGCUGGUUCGGGAAUAUGUGAUUUGACAAACAAGAUUUCUAGAAGUGCAGUUUCACUCGUUCCAAUGUAAUUGUGUAUUUGAGGUUAACUCGUUCAUAUAACCUUCUAAUAGUUUGUGUAGAGUCUUUUCAGAAAUUUAAAACAGUCCAUUUGAUAAAUUUUGAUAGUGCGAUGAGAAGGCGAAAGUUAUCAUUGCGAAACAUUUAGUUGAGACUGUUCAUAAAGUUGAUACCAAGUCAGCAUUUGUAGUAUUGUACAAAAGCUUUCAGGGGUGUAUACUAAGGUUUACUGAAGCCUAGGCUAUGCGGAAACUGAUAGUCUUUAUAGUACUUCAGAAAAAGAUUUACGUGUUAAGUUUCAGAUUACUUUGUUUGCUUGGGUUAUAUGGAUUAGGACUACUUAGUUUGUUUCAUUUUUAUGCUCAUAUGUUUAGACGCUUUUUAAUCUCAGCAGGUUUAUCUUGGUUCUCCUCCCAGCAUUGAAUACAAAACAGUUAGUAUACUCUUAUCUACUUAUUCCAAAUGUCUUAUACAACGAUUCCUGUUCUGCUUACCAACAACAGUACAAAAUUUUGGAUUGUGUAAUCUACUUGAUCAUACAAUAGAAAACUUAAUGUGUUUGAAAAUGUUAACAAAUAAUUGGUCAUCUUUAUCUUCAUAGCAUCAUUUGUAUUUGCUUAAAUUGUUAGUGUGAAUACUGUGAGUUAGGUUCAACGUUGUUUUCUGACAAAGAUUAAACAUUUAGAAAGCACUUAUUGCGAGUUUGGUGUUAUUCUGUUGCCAGCCAGUGUGAAAAUUCGCUACAUAUUUCAUGAAAAAACUCAUGGCAGUUUAUCACGAAGUGAUCAAGGAAUUUAGCACUGAAAGUGAAUAUUAUAUACGUCUUUUAAUCAACCAACAUGAUAAUUUCGAAUAUUUGGUGUUGUAAGUUGCAAUUGCCAACAAAUUCAUAAUUUUGCAUUAUAUUUUUUCUCCUUCCCCAAUUAGCUUCUACAAAUCCAUUCACUGUUGGUUCAAAAUCUGUAACUGGUGCAGCUUGUAAUCCAUUUAUACCUAAUCAGUCAUUGAAACCAUCACUGAAUCAAUUGGCACCAGCACCGGCACCUCUAUCAGGUGCAAUUUAUCAUAACACAAUGAGUAAUCCAAUGUUCUAUCAAGUUCGACCAUAUUAUCCUGCUAGUGGUUCUGUCUCAACAGUACAACCCAAUUAUAUGGUACCGAUCAAUACUGCAAGUGCAUGGUCCGUUAUUGAUGGCUCUGGAAAUAAUAUGAUGCAUCAACAACAGACAAGUAGUUUAAAUCCAUUUUACUAAAGAUGAUCAUCAUUAUUAUGCAACUGUGACUAUUAUUUUCAUUGUAGUAUCGCAUCAACACUGGAACUACUACUACUUUUGUUUGUGUUCAAACACUGGUUGCUUAUUCCUUCAUUGUCUCUUUCGGGUUGGUUUUUUAAGAAAAGAAAACAGUUAUUGAUCUCUAUUGCCUUCAUUUCUCUUUUAAAAUGCUAACCCUGAAGUAUCAUUGUCGUUUGACCGUUGUGCUGUUCUGUACAACAUAUACAGUACCAAUUCUUAUUGCACUCAAUCUUUCUACACUUAGUAGCUUUGAUUUUCUUCGCCUUUUUCCCUUCUAAAGACAAUCGAUUCAUAACGUUUAAUACAUAUUCUUUGUCUUGUCAAGAAUUAAGCUAUCAGGGAUCUCUCAACUCUUCCUAAUUGCAGUAUGUGAUUAUUGGCUAUCAUCAACAUUUAAAUCUUGCAUAUUUAGGAUCACUAUGCUUAUGCAAAUUUUGUGUGUGUUUUAUUCCGUUUUUUCUUCUGAAAACGAUUACACUGCUGAUGCUGUCGUUACUAUUUUGAGCCUAUUACAACACCUACUACUAUCAGUGUUAUCAAGUUAAUAUGAAAUAAAUUAUUCUCCGUAUCUUUUCUUGUGAAAAAAGAAUAGUUCUCCUCCCAUUGAGAUACAUUUUGCCGACACAGCCCCCCUUCUUGAUAUCAGUAUAACAUGCUUUCAUUAUUAAAAAAGAAACAUAAUUCAUUUAGUGGUAGUAAUGUACAUCGUAUGUUUUUGGAAAGAAUAAGUUCAUUCAAAGACAAGUAAUUCUACGAAUGUUACUGAACCACCAGUCGAAUGUUAAAUAAAAUUGUGAAAUGCCAUUCAAUUACCAAUAUAUAUAUAUAUAUAUAUAUAUAUAUAUAUA